AUGGCUUUCUUCAGAAACAUCCACUCCAGCCUCGACUCGGAGGCUGUCCUCACUUUCCAAACAGACAGACAUAGCAGCAAGAGAAUUGUGGUUGCCUAUGGUACUUCCAUACUUCCUCAACAAACCGGAUUGCCCUCCCUCAUGGAAGUUGUUACCAAAAAUCAUGUGGAAGAGUUUUCCAAGAGCUGUGACAACAGUUUAGAAGGGAAGUGUGGAUCAAGAUGGAAUGCUCUUACCUGGGUAGUGAUGGAAUGGUACAUUCCACAUGGAUUCCAUGGAUCAUUCCAGGUGGAUUCCAUUGGAUUCCGUGGACCGUCCAGCUAG
Laccaria bicolor S238N-H82 is the source of this 324-nucleotide messenger RNA. RefSeq lists its product as uncharacterized. The transcript is spliced from 7 exons. The coding region runs from base 1 to 324 and encodes 107 amino acids. The record is from RefSeq and is a predicted model, not a curated record. NCBI's taxonomy places the organism in Eukaryota, Fungi, Basidiomycota, Agaricomycetes, Agaricales, Hydnangiaceae.